Molecule: messenger RNA, 2200 nt
Organism: Amoebophrya sp. A120
Lineage: Eukaryota; Dinophyceae; Syndiniales; Amoebophryaceae
Source: the annotation of a GenBank genome assembly
CAGUGGUCACCAGUGACAGCCCUUGAGCCGGAACCGGAGCCUGCAGACCAUGGUGCAGGAGUCGAUGUGUCACCAACUAGAUAUCAAAAGUAAAAAUGUCUGGGUCUGGAAACUUGUGAUGCUGGGUGGCGUCUCAUGAUGAGGCUACAAACGCUGGCUCAGCAUGACAAGUUUCUGAGCUCCUAGCUGUUGCCUAUUCUGCAUGACAAACUGCGCUUCUGCAUCACAGAAAAACGGAGCUCUUGGGUAACUAACGUGCAUGACAGAUUUAACAGUCAUGCCAGACAAGCAUGACAAACAUGAAUUCUUCCAGACCCAGACAUUUUUGCAUUUGAUACUAGAACACAUCAAACAAGUCCCCACGAGGACACGCGGCUGUUGUUGCCGACAGCAGUAGUUCCUGCUUUGCUGCCAAACAACAAUGUUGAAGAACCUGUAGCACGACAAGAAGAUCAUGAGCCUUUUUCAUCUCGUGGUCGAGAGCAUGUAGUUCAUCUUCCAGUCGAGGAAACUGACGGGCAAACGAGAGCGUUACUAGAGUUUUUAUGUGGUGUAGCAGAACGAGCUGCAGUGGAGGUAUUCUAAGGAAAAAUCCCCCCUCCCCAUAUCGAAGAUUUGUGUUGCUGAUUUGAGGUCACAAAUCACGUCUGUCUCGCAAGAAGACAAGGGGAGAGGCCUCCGCACCAUUAUGGAAGCGAUUUGGCAUGCUGUUGCGCCUAGGGGACGCCUGUUUGCAAUGCUAAGCAACUAGACCUAUACGCCCCUACCUAGGCCGAGGAUCUGGCUGCGAUGCCUUACUGCAAGACAAAUCCGAUUUGUGUACCCAGAUCCUGCAUGACAGAUUUCCAUUUCGAUAUGGGGAGGGGGAGUUUUUCCUUUUGAUAGGAGGAGAGCCACGACCACGAGGAGUCUAUGCAGGAAAAAGUAGAACAAGGACCAGCAUCAAGCGAAGAGAAAGAACUACCACAAGCAGCUGCAGCAGCAAGACCGGCCGCGCAAGAACGUGACGAGAUGAGCAGUAGAACUGCUCACCAGAUGAAAGCAGAAAUUAAUAUACCUCCUCAUGGUGUUGAACAAGACAUCAAUCAGAGCCAUAAUCAACCGUUUCCUUUUUCCCAGGAAAAUAAAAACCCGUUUUACCCCUACAACAGCUACGAUGAAGCGCUCGAGGAUAUCCUGAGUAAAAACGUACCCACACCAUAGUCAAGAUGGGGAAUCGGCUAGACAAAUCCACAAGUUUUGGCUGUUUUGCAUGACAAAUUUGGAUUCGUAGUAUAGUGCUGUUUGAGCUAGCUCAGCAGCAUCACAGAUCUAGCAUACCAUGCUGAUUGGAGCAUGACAAAUUGCAAAACAUGACUAGAAAACGCUUCUCAUGGAGCUCCGCAUGAGAAACAUUUUCAGCAUGCAGAUUUGCAUUACAACUCUGGCGUGGGUACGUUUUUACUCAGGAUAGAGGACGGGUUUUUGGCGAUCACCCGAGAGGUUUUGAACAAUAUCAAAUGCAAAAGUGUCAUCUGGGUCUGGAAGGUUGUGAGACUUGUCAUGCAGAUUUUCCAUGAUCCAUGUCGUCUGGAAUGCAGGACCUAGUAGCGUGACAGAUUCUGUGAAAUCCCUAUCAUGCCUAUCCUGCAUGAGAAACGUCCUCUCAACUUGGUCAAAAGUGGGCACGCUUUGGGGUUGUCCGUCAUCGUGAUAGGGUCAGCAAGUAUGACCAAUAGACCCCAGCUUACGUAAUAGCGCGCAACCGGCCACAAAACUAAGACGCGAGCAAGUUUGUAAGUCUAACCCUUCAAGGCCACGCCGAAGCUCCACCUCGCUCGCGGGCUUGGAUGGUAAGGGGGUUCUGCCACACGUAGCGCCCACGGGUCGUAGUUGCGCGUAAGUAAUCGAUAGCGGUUUUGCGGAUGCGGCCGGGUGGUAGAUAGGACGCGGAGCAAGUAUCCACCUAGGGGUAUCGGCAGAGGCUAAAUCUGUUCUAGCGCCCAGGUAUUAGCAGAGGCUAAAUCUGUUCUAACGCCCACCCGCCAGGAGUCAAAUGGUCACUACUACUACUACUAACUUGGUCAAAAGUGGACAACUUUUGGCAUUCAUGCAACACAGAUUUUUGCACGAUCCAGAAUUGGCAUUACAAGUUGCAUCCUUCCAGACCCAGACAUAUUUGCAUUUGAUAAACAGGCACCAGCGGACAUUUCAGUUUUCG